GUCGGAAGUGGAGUCUUCAUUGACAUCUAGGUCACGUGCUCCACUCUAAGCAUGGAGCUGCCGCUGCUGACUGACUUGUAUCAGUUCACCAUGGCUUACGGCUACUGGAGAAGCGGGCGGCACCAGGAGGCUGCGGAGUUCGAGCUCUUCUUCCGGGAGCCGCCAUUCCAGGGGGGAUUCACCAUCUACUGCGGGCUGGAGGAGAGCCUGAAGUUCCUGAGGGGCUUUUGUUUUUCCCGCACAGAUACGGACUACCUGCGGUCGGUGAUGCCCAGUACGGUGGAGGAAGGCUUCUUCCGAUACCUGGAGACUGUGAACGCGGGGGAGGUGACGGUGACAUCGUUCCCGGAGGGAUCGGUUGUAUUUCCUAGAGAGCCUCUGAUGAAGGUGAGGGGUCCUCUGCUGGUGGUUCAGCUUCUGGAGACAACACUGCUCUGCUUGGUGAACUACGCCAGCCUCGUUGCCACAAAUGCCGCCCGCUUCCGCUUGGCCGUCGGCCCCGAGAAAAGGCUGCUGGAAAUGGGACUUAGGAGGGCGCAGGGACCAGACGGAGGGCUGUCCGCCUCAAAGUAUUCCUACGUGGGAGGCUUUGAUUGCACCAGCAAUGUCUUGGCAGGGAAGAGAUUUGGCAUCCCCGUGGCCGGUACCGUGGCUCACUCUUAUGUGGCUUCUUUCUCCUCUACGGAUGAAGUGAAGCACCCGGCUCUGCGACAAGCAGGCGGCCAGGGAGAGGAGGUAGACUUCCUAAAGCUCUGUCAGACGUGGCUGGAGGAAGUGAGCCGGCUCCUGGAGUUGCCUCCCCACAGCACAAAUACAGGCGAACUGGCAGCUUUCAUAUCCUACGCCCUCGCUUUCCCUCUAAGCUUCCUGGUGGUGGUGGAUACCUACAGUGUCAUGAUGAGCGGUGUGCCCAACUUCUGUGCGGUGGCCCUGGCAUUACAUCAGCUCGGGUACAAGGCAGUUGGCGUUCGGCUGGACAGCGGAGACCUGGCCAGGCAGUCCGUGGAGAUCCGGAAGAUCUUCAGGCGCUGUGCGGAGAGAUUCGAUGUUCCGGCUUUGGAAACCUUGUCCAUUGCUGUCAGUAACAACAUCAGUGAAAAAAGUCUGAAGCUCCUGACCCAGGCGAAGAACGAGAUUAACGUGAUCGGCGUUGGCACCCACCUGGUGACGUGCACCCUUCAGCCCUCCCUGGGCUGCGUCUACAAGCUGGUGCAGGUGAACGAUCAGCCCCGGAUGAAGCUUAGCGAGGACAAGGAGAAGACCACCAUUCCAGGGAGCAAAGCCAUCUACAGGCUGUAUGACGGGUCAGACCAACCGCUAUUGGACCUGAUGGCUUUGGAAGGGGAGCCCCCUCCUGAGAUCGGGAAGGAAGUGAAUAUCUAUGAGCUGGGGAAAAACACAGAGAUUCAGACGGUGACCCCGCUGAGGGCCGAGCUGCUUCACCGCGUGUACUUCAGGAACGGACAGGUGAGGAGACGGAGAGUUGUGGUGAUGCCUCCGUGCCGUAACAUACCGCCCGGCCUUGCGGGAAAUCCGGGCCUGGCCGUACCCUAUGUGAUCAUCGGACGCAACGAUUCUCGUAGGGCGGCCCCAUCCCGCCCCGAUUUAUCGCAAGGUUGGAUCAGCGGUCGCGGUGACGGAGAAGCUGCACAGUCUUCUAUCCGCACUCCGCAGAAGCAGCAGACAGUCCAGAGCCGGCCUGCUCCCAUACUCCACCGGAAACUGACCAUUUCCUGCGACACUGGAUUCUUGUCAGGUGACCGCCCCUACGCCAUUGUGGCUUACGUCAACCAUCAUGGAGGCACCAAAUGUCACGCAGCUGUAAGGAAAGCCACGCCGAGUCUGGCUUAA
Molecule: messenger RNA, 1851 nt
Organism: Nanorana parkeri
Lineage: Eukaryota; Metazoa; Chordata; Amphibia; Anura; Dicroglossidae
Gene: NAPRT
Product: nicotinate phosphoribosyltransferase
Exons: 14
Coding region: 52-1851 (599 amino acids)
Biological process (GO): NAD+ biosynthetic process
Molecular function (GO): nicotinate phosphoribosyltransferase activity
Source: RefSeq, a predicted model, not a curated record